Thlaspi arvense is the source of this 351-nucleotide messenger RNA. The record is from the annotation of a GenBank genome assembly. Lineage: Eukaryota; Viridiplantae; Streptophyta; Magnoliopsida; Brassicales; Brassicaceae.
CAUAAAUUUUUCGCUUUUCCAAAAUUGCCCUCGUCACCACUCUCUCUCUCCUUUCUCUCACCUAUGGCCUCCGUCGCGCUUCUUCGCUCUAUCGGCCGCCGUGAACUCCACGCAGCUUCUUUCUCUGCGUUCAAAUUCAGUUCUGCUAGCGCCGACGGGAGACGACAGAGCUCCGGUUACAUGGAGUUAAAGAUAUCAUCGCCGUUGCGUCCGGUAAAGGCGGAGUGGGAAAGUCUUCUGUUACGUGUGAGGGUCAAUUGGGUCAAGGCAAAUGUUCUUGGGCCUAAAGGGGACAAUGAUCGAGUCAUUUGCUUUACUGUAGUGGGUUAUGGGCUGUGGCUGAGUCAAUAA